Messenger RNA from Trichoderma asperellum CBS 433.97, 1431 nucleotides. RefSeq lists its product as uncharacterized. Gene Ontology annotation, biological process: proteolysis. Lineage: Eukaryota; Fungi; Ascomycota; Sordariomycetes; Hypocreales; Hypocreaceae. Gene Ontology annotation, molecular function: metallodipeptidase activity. The record is from RefSeq and is a predicted model, not a curated record.
AUGGCGCCUCAACUCGACAGCUUCUUCAAGCAGGUUGACACCUCUGCGGAUGCCUUCAUUGAGCGUCUGCGCAAGGCUGUUGCUAUCCCUUCCAUUUCCGCUGAGGAUGCCCGCCGCCCCGAUGUUGUGCGCAUGGGUCACUUCCUGGCCGAUGAAUUGAAGGCUUUGGGUGCUGAGGUUGAACUUCGACCGCUCGGCAAGGAGCCUCACAGGCCUCACCUUGACCUGCCUCCUGUCGUUCUCGGACGAUAUGGAAACGACAAGAACAAGCGAACGAUCCUGGUUUACGGCCACUACGAUGUCCAGCCCGCUGAGAAGAGCGAUGGAUGGGCAACCGAUCCCUUCACGCUCACCGUCGACGACAAGGGCCGCAUGUUUGGCCGUGGCUCAACCGAUGACAAGGGACCUGUCCUGGGCUGGCUGAACGCCAUUGAGGCCCACCAGAAGGCUGGUGUUGAGUUCCCCGUUAACCUUUUGAUGUGCUUUGAGGGUAUGGAGGAGUACGGAUCCGAGGGAUUGGAUGACUUGAUCCGAGAGGAGGCCAAGAAGUUCUUCGCUGAUGCCGAUGCCGUCUGCAUUUCUGACAACUACUGGCUCGGAACCGAGAAGCCUUGCUUGACUUACGGCCUCCGAGGCUGCAACUACUACUCUGUUGAAGUCUCUGGCCCUGGCGCCGACUUGCACAGCGGUGUCUUUGGUGGACAGGCCCACGAACCCAUGACUGAUCUGGUUCAGAUCAUGGCAUCUCUGGUUGAUAGCAAGGGCAACAUCAACAUCCCUGGCAUUAAGGAGCAAGUUGCCCCCGUUACUGCUGAUGAGGAGAAGCUCUACGACACCAUUGCCUUCACCAUGGCGAACUUGCACGAAUCUCUUGGCAGCACCACCACCAUCCACGAUGAGACUAAGCCAACCCUGAUGGCCCGCUGGAGAUACCCUUCUUUGUCUCUCCACGGUAUCGAGGGCGCUUUCUCUUCACCUGGUGCCAAGACCGUCAUCCCUGCCAAGGUCACCGGCAAGUUCUCCAUCCGAACUGUCCCUGAUAUGGACAUUGACACAACCAACGCCGCGGUCUACAAGUAUGUGGAGGAGCAGUUUGCCAAGCUUGGCAGCAAGAACAGCAUGAAGGUUUGGGCUCAGCACACCGGAAAGUGGUGGGUUGCCUCACCAAAGCACUGGAACUUUGCUGCCGCUGCUAAGGCGGUUGAGCGCGUCUGGGGCGUUGCCCCCGACUUCACUCGUGAGGGUGGAAGUAUCCCCGUCACUCUUACUUUCGAGGAGGCUACUGGCAAGAACGUCCUGCUGCUGCCCAUGGGAAGCUCAACAGACGGUGCUCACUCUAUCAACGAGAAGCUUGACAAGAGCAACUACAUUGAGGGCAUUAAGAUGCUGGGUGCCUACCUGCACUACGUCGCUGAGGAGCCCCAGAACUAA